UGGUUUUACGGCAAAGUGCCGUGUUUCCGUUUUGUGCCUAAUACAAACAGUUUCGUUGAGCACCCCUAUUCAUUUUGUUAAUUUUAAUAGUAAUAAAACAGUUAGUGCACGAUAACGUCGAUUUUUAAAGUACACACUUUAGUUGUUUAAGAAAGCAUGUCAGUUGUUCCUCCAAAUCGCUCGUCUACCGGCUGGCCGCGCGGAGUUAAUCAGUUCGGAAACAAAUACAUUAGCCCACCGGCUAAACCCUUAACCCUGGAGAGGACCAUCAACCUAUAUCCUUUGACCAACUACACUUUUGGCACAAAAGAGCCACUGUAUGAGAAGGACAGUUCGGUGGCCGCCAGGUUUCAGCGCAUGCGCGAGGAGUUUGAGAAGAUCGGGAUGAGGCGCACGGUGGAGGGAGUGCUGAUUGUACACGAGCACAGACUGCCUCAUGUCCUGCUGCUGCAGCUGGGAACCACCUUUUUCAAACUCCCUGGUGGAGAGUUAAACCCAGGAGAGGAUGAGGUAGAGGGCUUAAAGCGGCUGAUGACGGAGAUCUUGGGUCGUCAGGAUGGUGUGAAGCAGGACUGGGUGAUUGAUGACUGCAUUGGAAACUGGUGGAGACCCAACUUUGAACCACCACAGUACCCCUACAUUCCAGCACACAUCACUAAGCCCAAGGAACAUAAGAAGCUUUUCUUGGUCCAGUUACAAGAGAAAGCAUUGUUUGCUGUGCCAAAAAACUACAAGUUGGUGGCUGCCCCCUUGUUCGAGCUUUACGACAAUGCUCCUGGAUACGGGCCUAUUAUAUCCAGCCUCCCUCAGUUACUCAGCAGGUUAACAUUGAAUUUGGUUACCCAACUGGAGUACCAACACAACUGACCAGACAGUACGCCAGACACCUUCAACAGUAGUGCAGUGAUUGCCUGCCAGUGUUUCUUUUACUUUUCAAAUGUCAGUUUCUUGUACUUGAGGCGCUAAUGUCACAAUUGUGUCAGAAAAUCGAAUGUUUUGGAUUCAUUUUGAUUUAUUUUACUCACAGGAAUGUCUGUCUUUCUGUGUGUCUGGUGAUAUUUAUCUAGGAAAUAUUAAUUUCAUACCAUUAAUGUGGAAGGAAAUACAUUCCACAUGUUUGUUAUGCUCAAGAAUUAAUGUUAAUGUAAAAUUUGUUUGUUUGUUUACAAGUAAACUCUAUAGGAUAAGCUACCCUUUAAUUUGAAGUUCAAGAAGAAUACUCAUUUUAAUCCUACAUAAAUCACAACAGGUUUGGUCUGGUUCUGAACAUUUGUAAAUUUUUUUAUUUUUUAAGUUGGUACGUUCCACAACCAACAUGGCCAAAACAUUUACGCCUCAAGGCAAUGACAAAAAUGCUUUUAGAAAAGCAUAACGCAAAAGUUCAACAUACACAUUAUGGCUGUUGCAGACUGAUACUGCCAUAUGGUUGUAUUUAUUUUUAUGUGCUACAUAAAUAAAUUGUAUAAAACAAAAAUGAAACCAAAAAUGUUUUCAUCCAGUGACUUCAUACCUGGGAUCAAGCACUUUCGUUAGCCUUUUGAACCCUGGUUUUUCCAUUGUUCUAACUGGAAGCAUGUCUUUCGCUAUAAAAUAUGAAAUUGUG
Ictalurus punctatus (channel catfish) is the source of this 1603-nucleotide messenger RNA. RefSeq names its product nudix hydrolase 21 (gene nudt21). NCBI's taxonomy places the organism in Eukaryota, Metazoa, Chordata, Actinopteri, Siluriformes, Ictaluridae. Gene Ontology annotation, molecular function: mRNA binding. The record is from RefSeq and is a predicted model, not a curated record. Bases 157 to 867 code for a protein of 236 amino acids. Gene Ontology annotation, cellular component: mRNA cleavage factor complex. The transcript has 8 exons.